GCCACCUGCUACACAUCGGGUUACCGAGGAAGAGCAGUGCACUGCGGCUUCUCCUCGGCCGUUACUCGAGAGGAAGCAGCGACCUGGAGGUCUACGUGGAGUGAAAGUCUACUUUAAAUCCAAACAGACACCCAUCAGUGGAGGAGGAUUACAACUGUCUGAGCUGUCCUUUGCUCUCCUGCAGAGAUAAUGACCUGAAUCACACCUGAGAGACGCCACAAAUGAAGAAGUGGCCCAAACAGUGACGGCAAAAAUAAACUGAUAAGACCCAGGGGUGCGGUAGAAGAUGGGAGGUGUGUCAGAAAGCGUGUGAACCAUGGCGUCCACGUUGUCCCAGCUGAAGCUCGGCUGGCUGCAUGGUCUUCGUGCGAAACUGCUGCGGCGCUACGAGCACAAGCCUUUAGUGUCAUGUCUGGCUGGUCUGUACGGCUGCAGGUGGAGACGAUAUGAGAGGAGCUUCACUCAGCCGGGAGAGUGCUGCUGCAACAAGAUUGAAGGUGUGAGCUUUGCUCUGCUGGUGGCAGCUUUCUGCCUCACGCUGGUGUUUCUCUACUUCUGGGGACAAGCGAAAAAUGACUACAAUGACUUUGAUUGGUUUAACUUUGGGAUCCUGGGUUUCUGGUUCCCUUGGUCUGUGGUGCUGCUGGUCAUCGCUGCAGGCUUCUUCACCUACGUCACUGUUCUCAUGCUGCUGGCUGUGUGUUUGCUGUCAGAAGGCCAGAAGCUUUAUUUACACUGGAGUCACAAGAUCGGGAUCUUUGUGAGUCUGACUUUCUCCAUCGUAGCCACGGCGGUCCUGUCUGACCUCUGGAGUAAAGAGUGGAAGACGUUACUGCUCUCCUUCCAGAUAACCGCACCUUAUUUACAUGUGGGCGGAGUCUUACUGAUGACAGCGCUGGCCUGGCCGAUUGCUUUGCAUUUUUUUCGCAUGAACAGCAGAGUGAAGAGAGCUCUGAUCUUGGGAGUCUAUCUGAGCAUCCUGUCUGCUCUCUACCUGGUGCCCCUCGGUCUGUAUUCUCCUUGUAUCAAAGAGGACGGGACCCUGGGUCCCGCACCAGCCCUUAUUGGCCACAGAGGAGCACCCAUGCUUGCUCCAGAAAACACACUGAUGUCUUUUGAGAAGGCGGUCGAAGCAGGAAGUGAAGGUUUGGAGACUGAUGUCACAAUCAGCCUUGACGGCGUUCCCUUCCUGAUGCACGACCAGACUCUGAGGAGGACCACCAACAUCCUCGAGGUCUUUCCAAACCGGACCAACCAUCCAGCCGCCAUGUUCACCUGGAGUGAACUGGAGAGCCUAAACGCCGGUGCCUGGUUCCUCUCUCAUGAUCCGUUUGGUACAGUCGGCUCUCUGGGAGCAGACGACCGACUGCGAGCAGAGAAACAGUCUGUCUGCAGCCUGCACGACUUCCUCCAGCUGGCGGCACAAAAAACCAAACUGGUGAUCUUUGACCUCUACCGUCCUCCCAGAGGUCACCCGUACAGAGACACCUGGAUCCAGCGCACGCUGGAGGUGAUCCAGAACGAGUCGUCCAUCCUCUCCUCACAGGUGAGAGAGACUGUGCGAGGAGGCAGGUGUGAGGAGGCACAGUCAGAGGUGCUGUGGCUGCCGUCGGACCUGCGUGCUCUGGUUCAGGAGAUGGAUCCUGAGCUCCAGCAGACAUCUGGCAGCCGGCUCCCUCUAGAGGAGCUGCAGAGUAACAACAUCGUCAAGCUGAACCUGCACUACAGUUCCAUGUCAGCUCAGCUUGUCAGUGAGUACGCUGCAGUGAACAUCAGCAUUAAUCUGUAUGUGAUCAGUCAGCCGUGGCUCUUCUCUCUCGCCUGGUGCUGUGGAGUUCAGUCCGUCACCACCAACGCUCCUCAGCUCCUCAAAUCCAUGAAAUCCCCACUACUCCUCAUGAGUCCAGAAGAGUAUAACCUGAUGUGGAUUCUCACUGAUGGGGCGUCCCUCGUGUUGAUCCUCAUCAUCUUCUUCUUUCACUGGUGGAGAGAACGAGGUCUGGCUUUCUGCUCGGGUGGCAAAAUCACAGCGGACAAUGGGACGUAUAGCAAGUUCAAAACAGAGUUGAGUGACAUCUGGUCGGUCUCCAGCACGAACUCUCAGGCAGAGAAGACACCCAGCCUGGCAACCGUGUCCGAGCACUGAUAUCUGCCUCUGAGAUGAGCUAACCUGGCAACACAGAGCCUCAAACUGCCAAAAACUGUAAGAUCUCUGAAAAAUACAUUGUCAAGUGCACUUUGUUUUAAUUAAA
Messenger RNA from Cheilinus undulatus (humphead wrasse), 2252 nucleotides. RefSeq names its product glycerophosphodiester phosphodiesterase domain-containing protein 5-like. NCBI's taxonomy places the organism in Eukaryota, Metazoa, Chordata, Actinopteri, Labriformes, Labridae. The transcript is spliced from 17 exons. The record is from RefSeq and is a predicted model, not a curated record. Gene Ontology annotation, biological process: lipid metabolic process. Gene Ontology annotation, cellular component: membrane. Gene Ontology annotation, molecular function: glycerophosphodiester phosphodiesterase activity. Bases 317 to 2146 code for a protein of 609 amino acids.